This is a messenger RNA of Oncorhynchus nerka (sockeye salmon), 2938 nucleotides long. RefSeq names its product outer dense fiber protein 2-like. The transcript has 19 exons. Gene Ontology annotation, cellular component: centrosome. Bases 235 to 2724 code for a protein of 829 amino acids. Gene Ontology annotation, biological process: regulation of cilium assembly. The record is from RefSeq and is a predicted model, not a curated record. Lineage: Eukaryota; Metazoa; Chordata; Actinopteri; Salmoniformes; Salmonidae.
GAGUGGGUUCUGUGCUCGAACCCUACAUUUUCUGUCGUCCACAAUCAGCUCCUUUGUCAUGCUGACGUUGAGGGAGAGGUUGUUGUUCUUGCACCACACUUCCAGGUCUCUGACCUCCUGCCUAUAGGCUGUCUCAUCUUCAUCGGUGAUCAGGCCUACCAUCGUCAUGUCGUCGGCAAACUUAAUGAUGGUGUUAAGGCAUGCUUCCCAGCCGAAACAGUUUUGAAAAAAGCCAUGAGGACCCGGUCAAUCUCACCGCCCCUACAUGUGCAUGUGAAUGAGACUACGCCUGUGCACGUGCACGUGAAGAAGAGCAGGAGCCCUUCCAGGACACCACAGGGUAAGACCAAGGGUGAUGGAGGGAUCCUGCGACCUACUGCAAAGGUGAAGACACGGGUGCCAUGGAUACCGCCUGGGAAGGCCUCAAUGCGGGAUGCCUCUUACAAAUGGGAGGGGCCGACUCAUCGCCUGGAGAUCACACCAUUACCUGAGCCGGAGACCUCCCACUCUCCCCUGCGAUUGGCCGACCUGUCGUCAGAGGAGGAGGAAGUGCUGCAUGGACGAAUCAACCAGUACGAGAGGAAGAUUGACAGCCUGAUGACUGAGGUCAGCUCGUUGAAGAGUGAGGUGGAGCUGCGGAGGAAGGAGCAGCUGUUGGAGCGCCAGUCGGAGAAGCUGAGCGCCUCCCAGCGGGUCAUCGAGGAACAGGAGGAGGAGCUAGCCGAGGUGUCCAAGGAGCUAGAGGUCACGGAGAGGGAAAACUCCCGCCUGCGCCACUCCAUGGAGAAGAUGUUGGAGGAGACUGACUGCACAAGCAGAGUGGAGAGGUCUAUGGAGUCGAUUCAGCUGGAGAAGGACACCCUGCUCAGGAAGCUGAUGGAGGCAGAGAUGGACGGGAUGGCUGCUGCCAGGCAGGUGUCAGCCCUGAGAGAGACCGUCACCAAGAUGAGGAGCUCCAGCGCCAGUAGAAUGUCGGGGUCUGAGUCUUCAUUCCUGGCGCGUCAGAAGGAGUUGCUGCUCCAAAAACUGGAAACAUUUGAGUCCACCAACCUCACUCUCCGCCACCUACUGAGGGAACAGCAUGGACGUGAGAUGGAAUCCAUGAGGAUUUCAGAGCAGAAAGAUGUACUUCUGAAGAGGCUGACGAACACAGAGGCAGAAAACUCGCAUCUUGUUUUGAAACUUCAAGAGAAAGAGAGGGAGGUUAAUCAACUGACUACACUUAUGGACACUGAGAAGGAGAAUGCUAAGACCACAGGAGAGCUGUCUAAAGUACUGGAGUCUACUCGGGCCCAUUUGCAGAGCCAGUUACGCAGCAAAGAGGCCGACAACAACCGUCUUGCUGUGCAAAUCAAGAACUUGGAGCGUGCGGCCAACCAGCAGCAGGGAGAGAUGGAUCACCUGCUGGAGCAGCUGCGGGGUCUGAAACUUCAGGCGGAGUCCAACAAAGAAGCCCUGAAGAGGGCUACGCGGGCCCAGAAACACCGGGCGGAGCGCAGUGAAGACACCGCCGGUCAGCUCAGAGCUCAGCUACUGGACAUGGAGAAACAGAUGGUAGAGGCCCUAUCAGCAGCAGAGAAUUGGCGUGGUCACCACGCCCAGGAAAUGAAGGACAAGACUCAGCUAGAUAUGGAGGUCUCAGUCCUCAACAGCCGAGUGUCAGACCUGACAGAGCAACUCCAUGGGACGGAGGACAAGGCCCGGGCCGAGAGAGAGGGGCUCCUGGACCGCCUGCACAGCCUCACCACAGAGGGCACCCACGCCAAGCUAGAGAACCAGAGCCUCAAGGCCAUGUUGUCUGCAGUGGAGGAGAAGCUGACUCUGUCCCAGUCAGAGGUACAACACGUCAAAGCCUCUGUGAAGCAAUACGAGAGCCUAGUGGACAACUACAAGACCCAGGUGGUGAAGACACGGGCGGAGGCGGACGAGUACUGUGCCAGGCUGGGACAAGCAGAGCGAGAGGCGCGGGAGGUCCGGGACCAGCUGGAGAGCGAAGUGGAGGCGGUGCGCAGGGAGCUGCUGGGCCGGCUGACGGAGCUGGAGCCUCUUCCUGAGGCACUGCGGCGCUCUGAGGUCCUACUGGAAGAAGCUCAGGACAGAGAACAUGCCCAGGAGAGACGUAGCACCGAGCUGAGUAUCGUCCUGGCUGACCUGCGCAUAAAGGUGGAGCAGCAGGGCAGCCAGGUGGAGCUGCUGAGACAGAAAAAGUCUGUCCUGUUGGAGGAGAACAAACAGCUGCAGCACCGUGUGGAGAGUCUGGAGAGGAAGCUAGAGGAGGCCACUUGUCAGAACAGAGACCUGGUGGGGGUGAUCGCCAAGCGGGAGGAGACCAUCCAUGGCAAUCAGCUCCGGCUGGAGGAGAAGUCCCACGAGUGCACGCACCUGACCCGCCAGCUGGAGGAGGCCUUGGAUGAUGCCCGACGCCAGGUGUCCCAGACCCGGGAACGUGCGAUCACCAAAGAGCACUCCACCCAGUCCAAGGUGGUGGACCUGGAGACCCAGCUAAGCAGGACCACCACAGAACUCACCACCCUCCGCCGCAGCAAAGAGGAGGCAGAGCGGCGGUACCAGUCCCGUCUUCAGGAUGUGAAGGAUCGUCUGGAGCAGUCGGACAGCACCAACAGGAGUCUGCAGAACUACGUCCAGUUCCUCAAAGCCUCUUAUGCCAACGUGUUCGGAGACUCGGCCCUCACCAGCACUCUGCGGGACCCUUCUCCCAUCUGAGGGGACUCUCCCCAAAGAUUCUCUCAGAAAACACACACCUACACUAUGCACACGCACGCACAAAUACACACACCCCAUUUGAGGGAACUCUUCCCCAAAGAUUCUCUCGGAUCACACACACACACACAUCAUUAUCCAGGUCUAUACUCAGAGCUCUUUUCAACUAUAUUCAAUGUUGAUUUUGUGGGUGUGUAUGUUCCAAUUAUACAAUAUC